Messenger RNA from Salvia hispanica, 3965 nucleotides. The record is from RefSeq and is a predicted model, not a curated record. NCBI's taxonomy places the organism in Eukaryota, Viridiplantae, Streptophyta, Magnoliopsida, Lamiales, Lamiaceae.
UUAUCAAAAGCUAUUUGUAUGUAAACGGUUAUGCCAUUUUUAUUCCAUUGACUGACAUCUUCAUCGCUCUGGCGACUCAAAUACUAUAAUGUUUGAUACGCUGUAAUUUUUAAGCGUGCAUAUUCCUGAUUUAGGGUUUUUCGCCGAGCUGUGGUUUCUGUGAGCAAUGGGUGAGAGUGGGAAGCGUCAUCGUUCAUAUCGGGAUGAUGCAGACGGAAGGAACCAGAAGAGGAGAACUGAUAGGGAUAGGGAGAGGGAUGAAAGGGGAAACGAUGAAGUGAUAGUGUACAGAAUUUUGUGUCCGGAUACUGUUAUUGGGAGUGUGAUUGGGAAGAGUGGGAAAGUGAUUAAUUCCAUCAGGCAAGACUCGAGGGCAAAGGUGAAAGUGGUGGAUCCAUUUCCAGGUUCUAGAGACAGAGUUAUUACUAUCUAUUGCUAUGUGAGGGAAAGGGAGGAGCUUGAUGUGGAUGAUGAGUUCAAUGAUAACCGGCUUCUUUGUCCCGCACAAGAUGCGCUGCUCAGGGUGCAUGGCGCGAUUGCAAAUGCUGUAGCUGCACUUGGAGAUUCAGACACGAGGAGGAGAGACAGAGAGAGGGAGGAAUGUCAGCUUCUAGUUCCAUCUAGCCAGUCUGCUAAUAUUAUUGGGAAAUCUGGUGCAACGAUUAAGAAAUUGAGGAACAAGACAAGGACGCACAUCAAGGUUAAUCCUAAGGAUGCUGGUGAUCCAUCUCAUUCUUGUGCGCUGGAGUUUGACAAUUUUGUUAUGAUAUCUGGUGAGCCCGAUGCGGUCAAGAAAGCACUUUUUGCCAUUUCUGCGAUUAUGUACAAGUUUACAGCAAAGGAGAGCAUUCCUCUUGACACUUCUGUCCCCGAAGCACCUCCAAGCUUCAUUAUUCCAUCAGAUGUUCCAAUGUAUCCUGCUACUGGGAUUUAUUCAAGUGUAGAGCCCAUUAACCAUGCUAGACCAAUGCCUUCUAGCUUACGUCCUUCACACGCACACGAUAUCCCAGGCUAUGCUGAUGCCCGGGGAACUUGGCCAAUAUAUUCAUCUGCUCUCCCGAUGGUGUCUGGUUAUGGUGGUGCGUCGCGUUCUGAGGAACUAACCAUAAAAGUGUUGUGCCCCUCCAACAAGAUUGGUCGCGUUAUUGGGAAGGGUGGAAGUUCUAUUAAAGGUAUAAGGCAAGAGAGUGGUGCUCGUAUUGAAGUUGAGGACCCCAAGGCCAACCAUAGUGAGUGUGUCAUCACUGUGAGCUCCUAUGAGUCAUCAGAAGAUUUGAAAUCCAUGGCAGUUGAAGCUGUUCUGUUGUUACAAGGAAAGAUAAAUAGUGAAGAUGGUGAUACUGUAACUAUGCGGCUCCUUGUUCCGUCAAAGGUUAUUGGCUGCAUCAUUGGGAAAAGUGGUUCGAUAAUCAAUGAAAUUCGGAGAAGAACUUUAGCAGAUAUACGAAUUUCUAAAAGCGAGAAGCCUAAUUUUGAUGGUGGAGAUGACGAACUUGUUGAGGUGUAUGGACAAGUUGGUAAUCUGAGAGAUGCACUUAUUCAGAUUGUUUUGAGGCUCCGAGAUGAUGUAUUGAAGGAUAGGGAAGACAUGCACAAUGCUUCUACUGGUGUUGGGGCAUUAUAUGCUGGUGGUGCAUCUCUUCCAAUGUCAUCAGUUUUCCAUGGUGGACACUCUGGUGCUGCAUUAAGUUAUGACGAAAGAGCUGAAGCAGACAGUGGUUUGCGAUUACUUUCCCCCCGCGGAUAUGGAUAUGGGUCCUUAUCAAUGGAGGACACUGGCUAUGGAUCUUUGCCUUCACAUUCGGCAUCACUAUAUUCAGGGUUGUCUCGGCCAUCUGUUUUGGAAAUGGUCAUCCCCGCACAUGCGAUAGGUAAAGUAAUUGGAAAAGGCGGCACAAAUAUUGAGAAUAUACGCAAGAUAUCUGGAGCAGCUAUUGAUAUUCCAGAUUCCAAGUCUUCGCGAGGCGAUCGUGUGGCUAUAAUAUCUGGCACCUCAGAGGAAAAGCGUGCUGCUGAAAACUUGAUUCAAGCAUUCAUUAUGGCCACUUAAGGUUCAAGGGUAGCUCCAUUCGUAUGAAGUUGAAACUAGUUCAUAUCUGGGGUUUGUGAACAAAGGUUACUUCUCUCAUCCUCCUUUAGGUCCCGUUCGUGGAGAUCAAUCUUCUUCUUAGGCUUCUGGUGGAUUCUCAUCUCCUCUAUAGGAAUUCAGAUUCUUAUGAAGAGGCUUCUAAAAAGUUUUACAUAUCUAUUUCUAAGUGGUAUCAACUCUAGUGGCUGCAUGAUAAGGAUAUAUUCGUUCAUCUGCAGCAGCAUCAUAAGAGAAUAGGAAAUUUCAUUCCUAUUCGUUUCAUUCGUCAGACUCUUCUUAAAAUCUUAUUUCCUGCAUGAUUGGAUGUUGACUUGAUUUUCAAGAUCGUGACACAUAAUCUUAUGUAUUCCUUCCUUGCUUGCUGCUACUGCUUCUGUCUUAUUGUUGUGCCUCUAAUCAAUGUUCUCUUCCGCAUGUGCCUCUCCGUGCUCGUCAUGCUUUUAGUGAUAAGCUCAGAAUGACCUCUCUCCUAAUAAAAUGCACUGCUUCUGCUCUGGCAAGACAAUAUCUAUCAAUCGUAACUACAAAUUCCAAUACGCCUGUUGUUGAAUAGCUUGCGUUGGUUUCCUCGUUAGCUUACUAAUCUGAUCCAAUGUUAUGUUGUUUCAUGUCCUCUAAAUCUCUACUCAAAUCCUCUAGAAGGUCCAUUGACAUGUUCUUUACAGGAAUAGAAAAUGUUACAAUAUGACAUUCGGUUACCCAUAAUCUUCAUUCGGAAGUUUAUAGUUUACCUUGUUUCAAUUAUAAUCAAUUGGACCCUUAGUACCUUUGUUUAAUUGUUUUACUGGCCUGCAUAGGCUUAUACUGAACCGACAAACACGAAUAUUAAGAUCAGUCCUAGCUCAUUCAAUCAAGACAUUAAAGUAGUCCUUUCUACUAUGAGUGAAUAAGAUUUUGGAUCCUAAAACUUACUUUCUUCCUAAUCUAUGUGUUGACAUUAUUAUUCUUAUUAUUAUUCACAUACUGUCCUCAUCCUUGUACACGAGAUCAAGUCUGUCUCAGUCUAAUCUAUGGAAUGAUAUGAUAUCAGAUCUUGUUAUCUUCACCUUCAGAUUCUCGAUAGGCUUUAGAUCUGGGCCGCACUGCUCAUUCUCAAUCUAGUUAGUGCAAGUGGUUUGCAUAAUUUCUAAUCUGCAUUUAUCUAACAUAUCUGCUUUGAAUAAUAGAGGUUAUGCUGUUUCUGAAUCAGAAUAAUCCUUGAAUCUAAAAGCUCUGCUGCAUAUGUGAGGUUUGACGUUAUGCUCGUGUAGUUGGGGACUUUGGUGCAAUUUCAUUCUUCUUUCAUAUUCCUCAACUUUGUUCUUAGUAAAACAGAGUAAGAGUUUCGUGAUCUGGUGAGUACUUUAAUCUGCUUGAUUCUCACCCAUGGCUUAUCUGUGGUAUCUAUGGGUUGGUUGGUGGUCUGUUAGUUGUUAUAGCAGAUUGAAUAGUUAUAUCUAGUUCUCAAGUAUAGCAGGUUUAUACCAAUUCGCAUUGCUUCCCACUUUUGAUGAAAUUUCAUUAGUUAAUUACACGGUCUCUUUAUGCCCUCGUUUCAUUUUCUUAACAUGAAAGAAACCCUAUUAGUCGCCCUACAUGAUCGUGUCUUAGUCUAUUCCGAUUAAGGUCUCCAUGCCUGUGAAAGCUAUGGCAGAUGGGUUACUCUAGUAGAUCUUGAGUUUCUUACCUGCCGAUGGCAUAAUCUUAGUCUUAGAUUUGGUUAUGCCGUUAUGGAAUAUGGCAGCAGAUGGGGACUUUUCAUUGUAUGUUCGAAGGUGUAAAUAUAUAUCCAGUUUAAAGCAACUAUUUUAGAUUUUGUGAAGCGUUUGAACCAGAUUGUUGUAAUAUUCUUGUAUCAUAUCAUGAAAUUUUCGUUAUAUAGGGAAGUUUGUGUACA